Molecule: messenger RNA, 1320 nt
Organism: Peniophora sp. CBMAI 1063
Lineage: Eukaryota; Fungi; Basidiomycota; Agaricomycetes; Russulales; Peniophoraceae
Source: the annotation of a GenBank genome assembly
AUGUUCUUCGCCACGCUCUUUGCGUCUCUUUCCGCGGCAUCUAUUGCGAUCGCUGCCCCGGGCCACGAUCACGUUGAAGCCCGCCAACUGCCGGAUACCUGGUACCAGCCUUCGACUCCCAAGCUGGACGCUGUUUAUCGGCGUGCAGACUCGUCUUCUUCUAAUACUUUCGCUGCCGUGGGCUCGGAAGCUUGGGCGAGCGGCUUCCCCGUUCCAGGAGACAAAUUGAGUGCGGACGACGUUCCUCAAGCAUGGAAGGAUGCUCUCGCGGCCGCCAUCGCGGCAGGCAAAAUACCCGAUAUUCCUGUUUCGACCCCAUCGGCAAGCGGAAACCCGACCUACGGCGGUCAAGACCCUGACAAGCUCCCUAUCUGCUCUGGGACGUACGGCUGUCGUCUCUCAACGUCGAUCUGGGACGGGCCCAACAACACUAUCGGCAUUUCCUUCGACGAUGGUCCUUUGCCUGGCUCGUCGGAUACACUAUAUGCUUUCCUCCAGAAUAACUCUAUCCCCGCCACGCACUUCUUCAUCGGCACGAACAUCCUCUCGAACCCCAAAGAAUUCAACACGGCGUACAAGACUCUGCAAGGCGACAUUGCCGUUCAUACUUGGACUCACCCGUACAUGACGACGCAGAGCAAUGAUCUCGUGCUAGCCGAACUUGGAUGGACCGCGCAGCUCAUCUACAACUCGACUGGUGGCCGCAUCCCAAGGUACUGGAGGGCACCUUAUGGCGAUAUCGAUAGCCGCGUUGAGGCCAUCGCACGAGAGGUAUUCGGCAUGACAAGCAUUCAGUGGAAUCAAGAUACUGCCGACUGGACCCUGACCACCAACAGCCACUACACCAGCGCUGAGAAGAUUCAUUCCCAGUUCGAGAAAUGGCUUACUGGCGCGCGCUCGCCCGGUCUGAUCGUUCUCGAGCACGAAUUGAGCCAGCAGAGCGUGCAAGCAUUCAUUGACGCUUAUCCGCUCAUGGUUCAGAACAACUGGAACAUCGUGUCCGUUGCCGCGGUAGACGGUAACGGUACCUACCAAAACGCUAUCAACUCAACGAGCGCCAUCUUCGGCAACUCAAAUAUCACGUCUGGCAAGAACCUCGGUAACGCGUACGCGCUCGCAUCUUCCGAGGCGGUUGCAUCUGCGUCAGCCACCGCGACCGCCGCCUCGCAGGCGUCGCCCAGCGCCUCGUCCUCGUCCUCAUCUUCCUCGGGUACUGGUUCGGACGUAUCGCACAGUGGUGCAGCCUCUCUCGCCGGCAUGCCUUCUGCAUCGCUGUCGGCUCUUCUUUUGACCGCAUUGUUGGGCGUUACUCUUCUGUAA